This is a messenger RNA of Thlaspi arvense, 1269 nucleotides long. The record is from the annotation of a GenBank genome assembly. NCBI's taxonomy places the organism in Eukaryota, Viridiplantae, Streptophyta, Magnoliopsida, Brassicales, Brassicaceae.
AUGGACCAGAGAAGGAAGAAAGGCCCUUUGAGAAUAUCCGAAAGGGAUAAUUUGACUGCUGUACACAUCGAUUUCUUCCUCUACAGAGCUAAUCAAUUCUCAUUAGAAAUGUCUCUGAAAGCAAUUCAUGUAUCGGAGGUACCGAGCCUCGACCACUUCCCUGAGAACCCCUCCCUCUGCCCCUCUCGUUUCAAGAUCCCCAAGUUUUUGGUGGUUGGGCAUAGAGGACACGGCAUGAACAUGUUGCAGUCGCCGGAUCCAAGGUUCACUGCUCUCAAGGAAAACUCCAUCCUCUCCUUCAAUGCCGCUUCUAAACUCCCUCUAGACUUUAUCGAGUUUGAUGUUCAGGUCACCCGAGAUGGCUGCCCAGUCAUUUUCCACGACGACUUCAUCUACUCGGAAGACAACGGAGUGGUGUACGAGAAGAGGGUCACGGAGGUUAGCUUGUCGGAGUUCAUGUCCUACGGGCCACAGAAGGACACAGGGAAGAUAGGGAAACCACUGUUAAGAAAGUCAAAGGAAGGGACGAUCCUCAAGUGGAGCGUCCAAGGAGACGACUCUCUCUGUACUCUCCAGGAGGCUUUUGAGAAGGUGGAGCCCAAGCUGGGUUUCAACAUCGAGCUCAAGCUUGAUGACAACCUCGUGUACCCAUCCGAUCGUCUCUCCCGUCUUCUUCUCCCAAUCUUGCAGGUGGUGUGUGAUUAUGGAAAAGACAGACCCAUCAUCUUCUCCAGCUUCCACCCCGAUGCUGCCCUUCUCGUCAGGAAGUUUCAGAGCACCUAUCCCGUAAGUACCCUUCACCUCUGUUCCCAAAAGCUAAGCUACGCACUUUCCCACUUAACUUCUCCUCCGUGGAAUGAAAAACAGGUCUUCUUCUUGACAAACGGAGGAACAGAGUUGUACUGCGACGUGAGAAGGAAUUCGCUGGAGGAAGCAAUCAAAGUAUGCCUAGAGGGAGGCCUUCAAGGGAUUGUGUCGGAGGUGAAGGGCUUGUUCCGGAACCCAGCCGCAGUCAACAGGAUAAAAGAAUCAAAGCUCUCGCUCAUGACAUACGGCAAGCUCAACAAUGUGGCUGAGGCCGUGUAUAUGCAGCAUUUGAUGGGAAUAGACGGAGUCAUAGUGGAUCAUGUGGAGGAGAUGACAGAGGCUGUGAGGGAGAUGAUGAAGCCACCCAACAGAGAUGCUCAUGAUACUAAGCUAAAGCCAAACUUCUCUGAGAGAGAGCUCUCCUUUCUUCUCAAGCUCAUUCCUGAGCUGAUACAGCACUAA